AUGUUGGAUAGUUUGCCUUUCUUUAUCUCCUAUUUCCUGCUUCUUCCGUGUGUCUGUACACCCUUCUCCUUUUUUAAGAGUCUAAGCCCCGGUACUCUUGCCUCAGCCUUAUCUGACUGGUAUUUUGUCCAGUCUCAAGAAGCCGUUAACAUGGCUCGCAACCUUCUUGAGAAAACUCAUUCGGGUGGAGGCUUAUUCAAAUUCGGUGAUGGUUCUGAGCAUGUAUUUUGGUCAACUGUAUUAGCAUUGACAUCUCAAGGGCGGCCAAUGGAAGUGUCUGCUUUGUUGGCGUCACAUCCCAAGGCUAAUUCCAGCUUUUAUCGGGAUAUCCGCCAACUUUUAGUUUCAAUGCCACUCUCUGAUUCAAUUCAGAUUGAUCUAGAAUCAACCUGGUCGAGAGAUGAGUGUUCUGAGAGAGCGUGGCAUCACUGGCAAAGCGUCUGUAAUGUUCGCUUGAUGGAAGAAGCCCAAAAUAAUUUACGAGUAGAUGACGUUGAUGCAGAAUACCUCACCCUAAUUCUUUCUAUUUUGGCCGGUCGCCAUGAUUGUUGGAACGAUCCGCGGGUAGUGGCUGCCUGUGGAGAUUGGUACUUCCAAUUCGUCGGAUGGCUUUUUUACACUCACCGCUUUGUGGACCGUUCUUCUCUUUUAACCAUGCUAGAACAGUUUGUUUCCAAGUUUGGAACUGUCUCUAGCGAUAAAUCAGAGGUUACAAAUUCUUUGCUGUUGCUUAAUUGUCAGCCUGUAGAUGAGGUAAUCAAGCACAUAUUCGCAGAAGACAUUCUUUCCACGCUGUUUACUCUGAGUGAGAAAUUCAACAGCUGGUGGAUGGUUGCUCACUUUGCCAAUUUGGUGAAGCGCCUCCUUCCGGAUUUUUUCAAUGACAUCAGUUCUAUCCGGCGCCCCUCUGAACACUUGGACUUGAAAUCGGAAAGGACUGAUUGUGAUUUGGGUGAAAAUGAGUCUACCACGAUGCGUUUGGCCUCAGCUAUGCCAGACUUCUUCCUGAUGCGAUACGCAGAGAACCUAGCUGCAGAUUCAAGCCUACUCAGUGUGGCGCUGGGUUAUUUGGAUCACUGUACCGCACUGCAGCCUUCUGCUCAGGCCGUUCAGGCUUCGCUUUUGCAAAGAACCAAGCCGACUACCACUCGUCUUACUCAAAAUUUGAUUCAUCUAGCAAAGAGACAUCAGCUCCACGAUGUCGUUGGUGAGAUAGCACGCAUAAAAAUGCGCGCGUCGUUGCCUCCUUCAUGUCCUCCCCUCUCUACCAUUAACAUUCCGGGCACCUGCUCGGCUCUAGGAUGGGCUAUAGUUGCCCGAGAUAAGCAGAUGAUUGCUCACAUAAUCACACGAACUCUCUCAUACAGCAUGUCGAAUGAAUGCGGCGAUGUGGAUCCUUGGAAAUCUGUAAAGGAGGUAGCCAGCAUAUUGACUUGCCUUUUCGGGGGCGAAAAACGAGGUCCAGCUUCUCUGCGAACACACCCUUGGCUCACACCGUUAGCCAUAUCUCCCGAAUUUGCAUUUAUGUUUCGGUACUCCGAACUCCACUGCCAACUCGCUGCCAAUAACGGUGAGAUGAUAACCCGCGUUGUGCUUGACCUUCUGUCCUUAAGUGAUACUAGUGGUGCUUUUCAUGUGCCACUCAAGUUUAAGAUUCACCUUCUCGGGCUUUUGAAGCCUCAUCUAAAUCCAGCGAUUAUGGAGAGAAAACAAGCUGAGAUGCUGGGUGCUGUCGUUGCCGAGUUGAGGGCUACCCUUCGCCUAUUCGGAAGAAGUGACGAAGCUAAUCAGUCUCUGCUGUUGAACUUGAGCGCACUUUUAGUUCAAGCUAAUGCUGCAGCAAUUUUGCGAGAUGGUAGCUAUCUUGACGGAUCCUAUACGCCCUCACAACAUACAAGUGAGUGUACGGCAUCGGAUGUAGGAUGCUAA
Molecule: messenger RNA, 1929 nt
Organism: Hydatigera taeniaeformis
Lineage: Eukaryota; Metazoa; Platyhelminthes; Cestoda; Cyclophyllidea; Taeniidae
Source: the annotation of a GenBank genome assembly